AAAAGUCCUUCUAAGGAUGUGCGUAGAGAAGGAGGCCCAGGGCCCUUCCAUGAACUUGAACCCCAAAGCUGAAGUCGCGGGUCUAUCAUAGGACUGCCGUCAGGAUCAGGCAAGGCUCCUGGAAGGAAGCUCCCUCCCCACCAUCCUCCUGCCUCCUUCAGCCAGGGCCUCCUCCCAGGGCUGGGUCACUCCCAGCGAGCUGCACCCCCACCCUCCGCUGGCUGGGAGGCAGGCAGGAGGGUUUUCGCGGGGGCUGUGCCGGCCCCUGGGCGGUUUUCCCAGAGCAAGAAGCGAGGCAGGACUGCGUUGGCGCCAGCUCCCUCAGAUAUAGACGUCGCUGGACAGAUGACCAGCCUGCCCAGCUAGCUGGAGCCCGGGGACCCCCUCGGGCACUGUGUUCCUGUCCUGGGGGCUGUGACACCACAUCCCGAGGGCGUGGCAUGUCACAGAGAAAGGCCAGAGGGGCAGCGGCCAUGCCGGGAGCAGGGCAGAGCCCGGCGAAGGCCAGGUCCAGGCUGCGCACGGGCACCCCCAGCAGGAGGAGCCGCCUGAGCAGGACCAGGCAGGACCCGUGGGAAGGGACCGGCUGGAGCAACCAGAGGUGGAGCAGGGCUGCCCCCGGCCCGGGCCCCCCUCGUGGGGUCCGGUCAGCCUCACUCCCCUGGUCCUCUGUGCAGAGUGAGGUCAGUCCUGAGAACGCCGCGCGGGAGCGGAGCCGGGUGAGGACGCUGCGCCAGGCCUUCCUGGCCCUGCAGGCCGCUCUGCCUGCCGUGCCCGCGGGCACCAAGCUCUCCAAGUUGGAUGUGCUGGUGCUGGCCACCAGCUACAUAGCCCACCUCACCCGCACGCUGGGCCACGAGUUGCCCGGCCCCGCCUGGCCACCCUUCCUGCGUGGGCUCUGCUUCCUGCACCCUCUCAAGAAGUGGCCAAUGAGAUCUCGUCUCUAUGCCGGAGGCCUGGGGUGCUCUGGCCCUGACUCCACCACAGCCACCUCCCUGGGCCAAAGAACGAAGGAGGCAGAGGCCAAGCCCCAAGUCCCUGGAGAGGCAGAUGCUCUCCUCCCUACCAGUUCUUGGUGAUAAAGGACCAUCACACUCACCUUCACUCCUGGACUGUGACUCGAGCUCAGGCACCUGGUUUAUUCUCUCCCGGGCCCUGCCUGUCUUCACGUGGACUCUUACCCAUCGGAUCUGACUCAGCCCCAGGUCAGACAAAGCCGCAGGCACAUCAGUGAUGGAGCGCUCAGGGGCACCGGAGAGCCAAUCCUCAUCUUGGCUCCAGGAGGAACUCCCAGUGGCUCUUCCGUGGCAGCUACAAGGGAAACGGGAGAGGAAGGGGUUUGAUUGGGUUGGAGGCUGAGUUAUGGCACUACUCCUUGUUUCUUCCCCCCCACCCCCCAAAGUUUCUACAAACCCUCUGGAGAUUGCAAGCAGAGGCAGGGGCCUAGGAUGGCAGCAGCCGCAGGGGCUGAUGGGACCAGACAGGCUCUUGGCCACUGUGCGUGUGAACGGAGCUGGGCUGGGGUCGCAUAAGCAGAGGGGAAACUGAAGAAGGAAAUGUUUUGCUAUUUCACCACGACGUACACGGAUGUCAAAGAGGCAGGAAGGCAUUUAGGAGGCCUGUCUCUGCGUUGUGGGCUCUCCAGCUGCCCCUCCUCACCACAUGGUCUCCCUGGCGGGGCCCUGCACCCAUCCAUUCUUCCCUUGAUGUGAUUCCUAUUUACAGGUGAAGCCAUGAAGCUCACCUGGCUUUUACAUCCCAGUGUCCAGGGACACGUUCAGUCCCCACUGCUUCGUCUGAGAGGACCUUCCCCCAGAGGCAGCACCACCUUAACUGACCCCACAGCAUCUCAAGGCCUUGGGUAGGAAGAAUGCUGAUUGGCUCAGUUACAUCCUUGAAGGACCUUAGAAGAAGAAUGUGCAUCCCUUCCAGGGGAUGGUAAUUGCAGUCUUCUCUUUCCAUUAUGCUAGGAAUCUAACCUCCAGGAAAAACAAGGCCCGGGCCCAGGGGGAUUCUUGUACGGUUUUGGCCUGAGGACUCACUGGCUCUAAAAUUACUUCUCCUGUCUGUCCACAAAUGACCUCUCGAGGGUCCAGUCCUCCCCACAGACCCUGCCCUCCCAGGCUCUCCCUACGUCCUGCCCUGGGGAGCCAGACGUGUAAGAUGGAGUUCUAGUGGAAUUUACCUCUGGUCCUGAAGAGAUAAUACGAGGACCAAUCACAGAGUUUGCACACACUGGGAGGAAUCUUCCAGAUCAGGUAGAGCUUCAGGAGCCUGAAGUCCAGACAGAGAAAGAAUCACCUUUUUUGUGGAGUGGGAGGGGAUGGGUCAGGACGGCUAGAAUCCCAAGAGGGUAGCCUUAGACAGAGCCACCAUUGCCGCCACGAGAGUCAGUGAGGUUUGGGGGUGGCUGGCAAUGGGUGGGGGUCACCGGUGUGAUGAGGUGCCGUUCUUCCUCAGGGUUGGCCUGGGGAACAGGAGGAAGGGGACUGGAGGGGUGACUCAGCACGUUGGGGUGGAGGCAG
This is a messenger RNA of Pipistrellus kuhlii (Kuhl's pipistrelle), 2525 nucleotides long. It is a transcript of the gene TCF23, whose product is annotated as transcription factor 23. The transcript is spliced from 3 exons. The record is from RefSeq and is a predicted model, not a curated record. Gene Ontology annotation, molecular function: RNA polymerase II transcription regulatory region sequence-specific DNA binding; protein dimerization activity; DNA-binding transcription factor activity, RNA polymerase II-specific. The coding region runs from base 441 to 1079 and encodes 212 amino acids. Lineage: Eukaryota; Metazoa; Chordata; Mammalia; Chiroptera; Vespertilionidae. Gene Ontology annotation, biological process: developmental process; regulation of transcription by RNA polymerase II.